This is a messenger RNA of Cucumis melo (muskmelon), 1675 nucleotides long. RefSeq names its product probable xyloglucan endotransglucosylase/hydrolase protein 8. NCBI's taxonomy places the organism in Eukaryota, Viridiplantae, Streptophyta, Magnoliopsida, Cucurbitales, Cucurbitaceae. The record is from RefSeq and is a predicted model, not a curated record. Gene Ontology annotation, molecular function: hydrolase activity, hydrolyzing O-glycosyl compounds; xyloglucan:xyloglucosyl transferase activity. Bases 644 to 1549 code for a protein of 301 amino acids. The transcript is spliced from 4 exons. Gene Ontology annotation, cellular component: cell wall; apoplast. Gene Ontology annotation, biological process: cell wall biogenesis; xyloglucan metabolic process.
AUUAAUUCAGUCCUUCCAUGGAGAAUAUGAGAACCCUUUUUCUUUAAUCUUUCUUGACUUCUCAACCCCAAUACAAUAUUCAUUUCAUUUCUGUUCAGCAUGUGAUCUCCUUAACAAAACCAGCAAGUAGAAUAGUUUAGAUCUAAAUCCUAAUGAAUCAUAAAGCCCAUUUUAAAAGAAUAGAGGAAAAGUUCAAUGAUUGUGAAAAUAACCGGUCAUGUUCUUGAAGACAGUCCCAUUGUGUGGCAGCCUGGACGCACCUCCCUGUUCCCUAAGCUUUAUUUUACUAAGCUGCGUCAAUUCCUCCUGAUUUCCAUUAAUACCCAUGUCGGCUUUGGUUCUACCUCCUUUUGUUGUAAGCUUCUUUUGGACAUUUUGGUCAAAUAACUUUCUCCUCAGACCAACCAAAGUUCAACGGACCAAAACUUCCCUGCUGUGGUAACUACAUCAUUAACAUUAAAUUCGCUUGAAAUUACAAGUGAAAUGCAUUGUAGCUUAUAUGGGUCUACAAAAGCUUGUCCAUUUCUUACAGUUCAAUUAUCAGAUGUAAACCCAGAUCAAUGAUUUCAAUUAUUUAGUGCUCAUUUCUUGUGGAGAAAGUCCAUUUCUGAUUUCUCUCAGCUUCAGGAGUCCUCUGUUCAAGAUGGAGAUGAAGAGGAUUUCUCCAAUACGCUUCCUUGUUUUCAUAGCUGCGAUCUUGGUUGCUUCUUCCUCUUCCUCUUCAUCUGCAGAUGAUACUAAAGCAACUUUUGCAGAUAUGUUUGAAAUGUCUUGCCCUGAUGACCAUUUUAAAACCUCAGACGACGGCCAGAUCUGGCAUUUGUCUUUGGACAAAGAAGCAGGUUGUGGGUUUCAAACAAAGGAGCGAUAUAGAUUUGGUUGGUUCAGCAUGAAACUGAAGUUGGUCGGAGGUGACUCUGCCGGUGUUGUCACAGCAUAUUAUAUGUGCACUGAGAAUGGAGCUGGACUAGAGAGAGAUGAGCUAGACUUUGAGUUCUUGGGGAAUAGAAGCGGGCAGCCAUAUCUGAUUCAGACAAAUGUUUACAAGAACGGGACUGGGAACCGUGAGAUGAGGCACAUGCUGUGGUUCGACCCCACAAAAGACUUCCAUACUUAUUCCAUUCUCUGGAAUGACCACAGGAUCGUGUUUUAUGUGGACAGAGUACCAAUAAGAGUAUACAUGAAUUCAGAUAAACCGAACAACUUCUUCCCUAACGAGAAGCCCAUGUACCUGUUCUCGAGCAUUUGGAACGCAGACGAUUGGGCUACAAGAGGAGGACUGGAGAAGACGAACUGGACGAAGGCGCCAUUUGUAUCCACAUACAAGGACUUCAACGUAGAUGCUUGUCAAUGGGAAGACCCAUAUCCGAAAUGCGUAUCGACGACGACAGAGAACUGGUGGGAUCAAUAUGAUGCUUGGCAUUUAUCGAAAUCUGAGAAAUUGGACUAUGCUUGGGUUCAGAGAAACCUUGUCAUCUAUGAUUAUUGCAAGGAUACCGAAAGGUUCCCCACUUUGCCUUGGGAGUGUUCAUUGAGUCCAUGGGAUUGAGAUUUGAGAACAAAGUCAAGUUUUGAUUUCGUUUUUGGCUUUUUCGCUUCAUGUCAUCGGUCAAUAGCAUUGUAUUUUGCUUGAUCUUAUUUAGAUCUUCUAUUUAAUUUAUUCAAUUGUUAUCAA